Molecule: messenger RNA, 933 nt
Organism: Propithecus coquereli (Coquerel's sifaka)
Lineage: Eukaryota; Metazoa; Chordata; Mammalia; Primates; Indriidae
Product: olfactory receptor 5M9
Exons: 1
Coding region: 1-933 (310 amino acids)
Biological process (GO): sensory perception of smell; G protein-coupled receptor signaling pathway
Cellular component (GO): membrane
Molecular function (GO): odorant binding; olfactory receptor activity; G protein-coupled receptor activity
Source: RefSeq, a predicted model, not a curated record
AUGCCUAAUUUCACGGAUGUGACAGAAUUUAUUCUUCUGGGGCUGACCUGUCAGCAGGAGCUACGAAUUCUCUUUUUCGUGGUGUUCCUGGUAGUUUACAUGAUCACUCUGUUAGGAAAUAUUGGUAUGAUCAUUUUGAUCAGCAUCAGUCCCCAGCUUCAGAGCCCUAUGUACUUUUUCCUGAGUCAUUUGUCUUUUGUAGAUGUGUGGUUCUCCUCCAAUGUCACCCCUAAAAUGCUGGAAAACUUAAUAUCUAAGACAAAAACCAUCUCCUAUGUGGGGUGUUUGGUGCAGUGCUACUUUUUCAUUGCCCUUGUGCAUGUGGAGGUCUAUAUUUUGGCAGUGAUGGCCUUUGAUCGCUACAUGGCCAUCUGCAACCCUUUGCUUUAUGGCAGUAAAAUGUCCAGGAUUGUGUGUGUGCGGCUCAUCUCUGUGCCUUAUGUCUAUGGAUUCUCGGUUAGUCUCAUAUGCACACUAUGGACUUACGGCUUGUACUUCUGUGGAGACUUGGAAAUCAACCACUUCUAUUGCGCAGACCCUCCUCUCAUCAAGAUUGCCUGUGGGGGAGUGCACAUCAAGGAAUACACAAUGAUUGUUAUUGCCGGAAUUAACUUCACAUAUUCCCUCUCAGUGGUCCUCAUCUCCUACACCCUCAUCGUAGUGGCUGUGCUGCGCAUGCGCUCUGCUGAUGGGAGGAGGAAAGCCUUUUCCACCUGCGGGUCCCACUUGACAGCUGUUUCCAUGUUUUACGGGACCCUCAUAUUCAUGUAUCUGAGGCGGCCCACUGAGGAGUCUGUGGAGCAGGGAAAAAUGGUGGCCGUGUUUUAUACCACAGUGAUUCCCAUGCUGAAUCCCAUGAUCUAUAGUCUGAGAAACAAGGACGUGAAAGAGGCCGUCAGCAAAGCAAUCACAAAGGCAAACUUGGGCCAGUAA